Ipomoea nil (Japanese morning glory) is the source of this 1223-nucleotide messenger RNA. RefSeq names its product E3 ubiquitin ligase BIG BROTHER-like. The transcript is spliced from 9 exons. Gene Ontology annotation, molecular function: ubiquitin-protein transferase activity; ubiquitin conjugating enzyme binding. Gene Ontology annotation, biological process: protein ubiquitination; negative regulation of organ growth. The record is from RefSeq and is a predicted model, not a curated record. Lineage: Eukaryota; Viridiplantae; Streptophyta; Magnoliopsida; Solanales; Convolvulaceae. The coding region runs from base 354 to 1034 and encodes 226 amino acids.
AACAUGGCUGGCCAGUGCUCACCUCUCCCUUUCUCCUCACUUGCCCAUUUUUCUACAAAGCUAGUCUCACUCAGUCAAUCGGAUCCCCCUUUCUCUCUUCUUCUCCACCGCCUUCUCAACUGCAAAAUUUUCAAUCUUUUCUAAGCUACACUACACACACACUCUCUCUCUCUCUCACUAUAUCCCAUGUCAGAAAGAACAUCAGCUUGACUCAAAAAGUUUGUGGUGUGAUGGCCAUUUUUUAAAUUCUACAUCACCUUCCUAGACCCACACUGUGGUCGCGACAGUUGGAACUUCAAAUCAAACGCCGCAAGCGAGUAAACUCAGCUUUUGUUGACGAGUGAGAGAAAGAAAUGAGUAACAAUGAGUGGCAUGACCAUCAUUUGAGUAGUGUGUUGCAGCCUGAAUUUGCAGAGGACUUAAUAAAAUGCUUUCCCGAGGAUGGUGGUUUAAGUCUCGAGGAAAUUCGUAUACAGCAGGAAAGUCUCUAUCUCGCAUUUCAAAAACAUGGGAAAACCCAAAGCACAUCUUCUGAGCAUGGUGAAACUAGUCGUAGCAACCCAUUUACAGUGCAAGAGCGUGCUUCACAAUUGGCUCUUGAUGAGGCUUUAGCCAGAUCGUUAGAGAUGGGCGAUGGUUUUGACGAUAUCCAUACCUUGGCUGGAGCCAGUGGAUCCCAACACCGAGAGCCUCCUGUCAGGGCUGAAAUUUCAAAUACUGCUGGAGAUGCCAUUGAUCUAGAUAACAUGAGCUACGAGGAAUUGCAGUCAUUAGGAGAUGCUCUCGGCCACGAGAGCAAAGGGCUGUCAGAUGACAUUAUAUCUCGACUGCCAACCUUUAAAUACAAAUCUUGGUUUUCCAUUUGGAAAAAGAAAAGCAAGGACGAGUGCGUGAUUUGUUGCUCGCAAUAUGCAAAUAGAGAUAAGUUGGCGAGUUUGCUUUGUGCGCAUACAUUCCAUUUUAACUGCAUAAAGCGCUGGCUCAAAGAAAAGAAGAAUUGCCCUGUUUGUAACAUGGAGGUAGCUGAUGCCUGAGCAUGGCAAAGCUUGGAUGGAAUUUUACAGUGCAAUUUCUUGUUUUGUAGGGGAAUUAGGCCAAAUUUACAUUUUACUUUCAUGCUGUAACUUUUUAGAUUUAAUUUUUUUACAGCUCUUGAAACUGGGGAGUGGGAAGAGUGUUCUGUCUUCUGCUUCAUGCUUUGAAUCAAUGGCUUCUUUUAUACU